This is a messenger RNA of Symphalangus syndactylus (siamang), 855 nucleotides long. It is a transcript of the gene NPPA, whose product is annotated as natriuretic peptide A. NCBI's taxonomy places the organism in Eukaryota, Metazoa, Chordata, Mammalia, Primates, Hylobatidae. The record is from RefSeq and is a predicted model, not a curated record. Gene Ontology annotation, biological process: receptor guanylyl cyclase signaling pathway; negative regulation of systemic arterial blood pressure; neuropeptide signaling pathway. Gene Ontology annotation, molecular function: hormone receptor binding; hormone activity. Gene Ontology annotation, cellular component: cytoplasm; extracellular region.
GAGACAGGGACCGACAUAGGCCAAGAGAGAGGAACCAGAGAGGAACCAGAGGGGAGAGACGGAGCAGCAAGCAGUGGAUUGCUCCUUGACGACGCCAGCAUGAGCUCCUUCUCCACCACCACUGUGAGCUUCCUCCUUUUUCUGGCAUUCCAGCUCCUAGGUCAGACCAGAGCUAAUCCCGUGUACAAUGCCGUGUCCAACGCAGACCUGAUGGAUUUCAAGAAUUUGCUGGACAAUUUGGAAGAAAAGAUGCCUUUAGAAGAUGAGUUUGUGCCCCCACAAAUGCUCAGUGAGCAGAAUGAAGAAGCGGGGGCUGCUCUCAGCCCCCUCCCUGAGGUGCCUCCCUGGACCGGGGAAGUCAGCCCAGUCCAGAGAGAUGGGGGUGCCCUCGGGCGGGGCCCCUGGGACUCCUCUGAUCGAUCUGCCCUCCUAAAAAGCAAGCUGAGGGCGCUGCUCACUGCCCCUCGGAGCCUGCGGAGAUCCAGCUGCUUCGGGGGCAGGAUGGACAGGAUUGGAGCCCAGAGCGGACUGGGCUGUAACAGCUUCCGGUACCGAAGAUAACAGCCAGGGAGGACAAGGAGGGCUGGGCCUUGGGACAGACUGCAAGAGGCUCCUGUCCCCUGGGGUCUCUGUUGCAUUCGUGUCAUCUCGUUGCCAUGGAGUUGUGAUCAUCCCAUCCAAGCUGAAGCUUCCUGUCAACACUUCUCACAUCUUAUGCUAACUGUAGAUAAAGUGGUUUGAUGGUGGCUUCCUCGCCUCUCCCACCCCAUGCAUUAAAUUUUAAGGUAGAACCUCACCUGUUACUGAAAGUGGUUUGAAAGUGAAUAAACUUCAGCACCAUGGACAGAAGACAAA